Aspergillus tanneri is the source of this 639-nucleotide messenger RNA. Its product is annotated as RBR family RING finger protein. Gene Ontology annotation, molecular function: ubiquitin conjugating enzyme binding; zinc ion binding; ubiquitin protein ligase activity. The coding region runs from base 1 to 639 and encodes 212 amino acids. NCBI's taxonomy places the organism in Eukaryota, Fungi, Ascomycota, Eurotiomycetes, Eurotiales, Aspergillaceae. The record is from RefSeq and is a predicted model, not a curated record. Gene Ontology annotation, biological process: ubiquitin-dependent protein catabolic process; positive regulation of proteasomal ubiquitin-dependent protein catabolic process; protein polyubiquitination. The transcript is spliced from 2 exons. Gene Ontology annotation, cellular component: cytoplasm; ubiquitin ligase complex.
AUGGACGCAUUCAACAGGCACAUGCCAACGGAGAAUGCCCUGUCCGAGGCCAUCCAAGAGUACUGGCAAGAGGACAUCGACAGACUUUUCUGGUACGUCGAGGACCAACGCUACGCGGAGAAUCUGCAUACCAUCCGCUUUCGAAGCUCCCAAUUCCGUCGUUCCUUAUGUGUUCGCUGUACCAAGAAUUUUGUUAACAAAGAUGUAAUCUCCGCCUCUUGUGGCCACUUAUACUGCCGAAAGUGCAUAACAAACCACUUCCAAGCAUUCGUCAACGGCAAAGGUAAGCCCGUGAAAUGCUGCCGACAGGUCAUCCAGCUUAAAAGUGUCAAACACUUCCUUCCAAAAGACCUGACCGGACUGGUGACGGAGAAGCUCAACGAGAUCACGGAUCCCCGCCGUACCUACUGUUCGCGUCCGACCUGUGGAUGGUACCUUCGGAUGAUAAAUCGGAAUGACAAGACCCGAUAUUGCAAGCGUUGUGAUCUGGAAACUUGUACCGCGUGCCAGGAGCAGACUCACGACGGCAAAUAUUGGAAGUUUUCGCUUAAAAGACGCACCCGUCGCAGGAAAUGGCGACUCUGUUCUCAGUGUGGAGAUCUGGUGGAAAAGGAUGAAGGGAGCAAAGUCAUGAUGUAG